Peronospora matthiolae is the source of this 831-nucleotide messenger RNA. Lineage: Eukaryota; Oomycota; Peronosporomycetes; Peronosporales; Peronosporaceae. The record is from the annotation of a GenBank genome assembly.
AUGCAUUCGCGUCGACCCGAGACCUUGAAGAUUGACAUCUCCAAGUAUAGGGGAGUCGAAGAGGACUCCCUCUUGAGAUGGUUCGUCGAAUUGGAUGACGCCAUAAGGGCGCGUCGCAUCGACGAUGGGGAAAUGCAAGUUGCAUUUGCCCAGUCAAAUCUGGCAGGACGUGCCAAGACUUGGGCACUGGGGCUCAAGUUGCACGACCCAUAUGCGUUUGGGUCGUUGGAAGUCUUCAAGUCGCGGCUCAGACAAACGUUUGAACCGCCUAGAGCUGAGUUCAUAGCUCGAACCGAUCUCUUGAAGCUCAAGCAGGGUAAGCGUGAUGUGCACGCUUACGCGCAACAUAUACGACAUCUCACGAGUUGUAUAAGUUCCAAUCCGGUGGAUGAACACACGUUGGUUUCGGUGUUCAUGCAGGGUCUUGCGGAUGGUCCCGUCAAGACUCACCUGUUCCGGCUUGAACUAGAUUCACUAGAACAAGCCAUUUCCAUUGCGGAACAGGAAGACUUCAGUCUGAGACAGGCUCGCGCCAGCUCGACAUCAUAUCGUCAACCGAGACGAUAUGACAACGAAGGUCCAGAGCCGAUGGAACUCUGCUAUGUAGAGAGCGAGAAGGCUCGCUCUACAGGCUACAAGAAGUUGCAGAGAUGCAACAGAUGUCAAAAGACAGGACACUACGCUUACGAGUGUAGUGCCCCUCGUCCAGUGUCUCGCGACACUGGUCGUAGUGACCGUCCACCCAAGAGAAAGGGGCAGGGACGCGGGUCCGCUGUUGGUGCAAAGACGCAACAACGGGAUGGACCGUCAAAAAACGGACAGGAUCAGUAG